AUGGCCAAGGGUCGAAAGGGAUUGAUCCCGCAUACGGAUGGCCUCGAUGUGCACGUCUUCAAUAAAUGCGCGACGUGCAUGGGUCAUGUAAAGAACGUCCUCUGCGACCACUACUGCCGAGAACCCCACAUUGCGCAACUCCGGUACUGCAAGGGCUGCAGGACGAAAGCAUAUUGCUCGUACGAAUGUCAGAAGAAGAACUGGGGAAUCCAUAGAGACAACUGCAUGGGGCACGUCAGCAGGAUUUCCGACCCCGAUUUCAGGCCGUACAAAAGGUUCGUCACCGACUUCAAGAGCUUCUGCAACCGCGGUGGUCUGCACUUUGUCCGCGCCGCGAUUAGCCUGCUCAGGCUGGACAAGGAGUACGCGGACUGCGAAAUUCUGGCUAAGAAAGCGCUCAUUGUUGAGGUCAAGCUCAUAUCCGUGGUGAAGGAUUCUCAGCGGACGUAUAUCCGGCGGCUCGACACGGUCAAGGGUGUCCCGCGCGAGCAGCUUAGGGAACUCGCGACCGGCCGAGAGAAGAACGAGCCGGUCGUACUCUAUAUCAUACUCAGAGAGAAUGGGGGCCGCCUCCCACCCCCGUACAACAGCAUCGUGAUGAGCUUCCACAUCACGGAAUGGAGAGAUCGCAAGUAUGAUAAAGAUUGGAAGAGAACGCUCAUGUUUGCGAUCGCAAAAUUGAACGAGCCUCCUUCCGCAGCAGAGAAAGUGAAGAAUGAGCGGGACGGUCCUCAAUAA
Messenger RNA from Cyclocybe aegerita, 738 nucleotides. The record is from the annotation of a GenBank genome assembly. Lineage: Eukaryota; Fungi; Basidiomycota; Agaricomycetes; Agaricales; Hemipholiotaceae.